Molecule: messenger RNA, 5835 nt
Organism: Ceraceosorus guamensis
Lineage: Eukaryota; Fungi; Basidiomycota; Exobasidiomycetes; Ceraceosorales; Ceraceosoraceae
Exons: 2
Coding region: 400-5613 (1737 amino acids)
Molecular function (GO): phosphatidylinositol binding
Source: RefSeq, a predicted model, not a curated record
CGGGCUGUGCCGCAGAAGCGUAUAGGUGCGGCACAUUCACAUUCAGGUUCACAUUCACGAUUGUAAUUGUGAUUUGUCGUGGCGACGCUAGCAGAGCGCUAGCAAUUGCCGUCAGCAGUGAAUUGUCACUGUGUAAAACGUGCGAGGAUCAGGUGCUGCCCGCUGCAUUCACACAUUCGCAUUCCUGACAUUCAGGGCUUCACCAUCAGCACUUCGCGCUCUUCAGGUCGCCUUCUCUUUCUUCAACCGAAGCAUCCUUCGCGCAUACAUCAUCCCUUCAUCCAACACCAUCUUAUCAAUUCCACCUCGACCGAUCAUUCGAUUCAAGCCGUGUGACAUAGGCUUCAACAUCAACGUGCGCCCGGCUCGGCGGAAAUUGCCAACAGCCAGGAGGAAGGGAUGCUCCGGGAACGCUCUGACCAGGCGGAUCGCUCGCGGUCGAUCGAUGCGUCUGGCGCUGCCCAGCCUUUGGCGCAGCAAGCUCCCUUAAACCUCCCGAGCAGCCAACUCAACCGUCAUAGUUCUACUCGUAGCGUGACUUCACCGACAGCGUCGACAUCUUCUCAUCUGCUGGGUCGUUCGGACUGGUUCGGUCCCACAGAGGAUGAGGAUGACUACGACGACUCGGCGAAGAUUUCGCCUUCCGCAUUCGAGCACGACACCAUCCUCGGUGUGGAUGCCGCAGUGUUCUGGGCACGCGCCCAGGCGGAGCUUAUCGAUUCGCCCAAGCCCCAGGCACAGGAGUUGCCUGAGCCUUCUGGUUCAGCCCUGCAGCCUGUUCACGCACAGCCUGAGAUACAGCAGCCUGGCAAGCCUGCUGCUACCGAGGUUGCCGCACUGGAAGCCCCGGCCGAAGUCGAGCCUCAUCAGGCUUCAACUCCUAAGGAGUCCUCAAAGGUUGGGCUGCUGGCUCGGAAGUCUCUGCGAGGGCGACGGCGGGCAAGUCUGCCUGCCCCUUCCCCACAGAGCAGCUCUGCUCCUAGCGCAGACACAUCCACGUCCGCUGCGGCUCUUUCUGCUCAACCUCUCAACGCAUCACUCUCCGCAACUCCUACCAUAAACGGACUUGCUUCCACUAUUGGUAGUCAAAAACUUCAGCGGCGUGCCACUGGCGGAGGUAUUCUGAGCCGUUUGCGACGUAUCAAUCGCAAAGAGUCGCGGCGACCGGGCACGGCGAUUGAUGAGGAAGCUGCCAAGAGUAAUAAGGAUGACAUGACAGCGACGCCUGAUCUCAGCUCAGCGGACACUUCCCUCCAAUCUGAAGACAGCAGUGCACCACCCGGCGAGCAGCGCGCGGAAUUCUUGGACAAGGCGGACGCUCUGACGCGACCUCCGCCUAGUCGUCAAAUUUCUCAUCUCGAUGGUCUGGAAAGCCCAUCAGAGGCUUCGGAACGGCAAGCACUCGAUGCAGUCGCAAAUGCUGUUGUAGCACCACUGCAAGUCGAUGUCAGCGCACGACCAACGACGCCCUUCAACUUUAAAGAUGUCGGCAUCGAACGACAGCCACAAUUGAUCUCUGCUGGCGACGAAGGCGACUCUGACAGCUAUCAGAGGGUGGGUGUAGGGCAUCCAAGAAUUCAUAGCAUUCAGCCAAGCUUAGUAGAUGACGAAAGCAUCAGAGGCACCGGCGAUAGCGAUGAAGAGGGCGAAGGGGAUGGCACUGUUGGUGCUGCUGGCAUACUGAGCAUCGAUGAUAAAUGGCUUGAGAGCAGGAUAGAGCAGAGGAGAAGAGAAGAAUUCGAGGAUCAGUCGGCUCAUCCCCUUGCUUCCGGAACAAGCACCGCCGGACCUCGAGCCGAAGAACCGCAGUCGGCCAGCCUAACAGACCAAGUCCCGGCUCCACCUGGCGAUACGACCUCGCCUUUGACCUCGCCUUUGACCAGGUCUGGCUUCCAGCUCCGAUUGCCGCAGGGAGUCAUCGCCGCUGCCAGACAAGGCCACGUACGGAAGGUCAGCGUUCCAGGUGCCUUCCUCACAGAUGACGAUGGCACAGAUUCGUCUGCCAAUGCGUCCCCUGUGGCCGACGCGCCUCUUGGUGACGCGCCAUCGACGCCAGGUGCAAAGACACAGCAACAUCAGCGAGACGCCACUGUCUUUGCGGAUGCACAUUCACGACAAACGAGUCGAGCUAGCGUGCAGUCAGAGAACACGAACGGAGCUCCAGAGGUCAGUAAUGAGCGUGUCGCUACGAAACUUCCUAUGAAGCCUCCGGGCCAUUGGGCUGGCGCAGAGGAUGAGGAUGCUCCGACUCCGCGGGGACAUGCUGUGCAGAAGACGUCGUACUUCGAAGCACAGGAUACACAUUCGCGCGAUGCGAGCACCAGCAAGCACCCUGGCGUAGAUGGGCCGACACUAUCGCAGGUCACUGCUCCUCCGAUAUUCAGGAACGUAAAAGCGCCAAAGCACACGUGGCUCAGACACACCGAAUUGGGCGCUCCACACCUCGGAUGCUUCAUGCGCACUCUAGUGGAACGCCAGAUGAACUUUGAACUGGCUCGCUCCUGGCUUUUGACUAGCAUCGCAGCGCCAUCGGAGCCCGCAGCAUUGGGCAAAGAUGAUCUCGCCAUCUUCAAGCGUAGCCCUCACGACGUAGGCCUUCCGCGACCUCGCCUCCCCAUUCUGCACUUCAUGCUUGCUCGAGUCCUCUCGACAUGCCCACUGUUGGUCGACUCGGUCGCUCCCAAGGGCACGGCGGUCUCGAGCGAGGUGGCGGAGGGCUUCAUGUCCAGCGCCAUCGUCCCACUACUGCGUGCAAGGCAGUCCAUGUCGCUGAGUCAUGCCGUUGAUAGACAUGGAGAAGGCAUGGGGACGGAAUUCGAUGCAAGAUCUACGUUGGAUGAAGUUCAAGGCGUACUGACGCGCGGCAUUGCUGCCUACGUGACCUCGAUUCUUGGCGCGAGCUUGGCGCGGGAGGGUCUCAAGAUGACCCAAGUGCCGUUGCCGAAUGGAAUCAACACCUUGAUGCCGCUCUCGGCCUACUACGCUCACCGAGCGCCUAUGCCAAAGCUCAAGCAAGGCGGUUAUGAGGUGGAUAUUGUGAGCUUGCGUGCACACUCUGCCACAGAGUGCGAAUUCGUCAUUGCCAUUCGUCGCUUUGGCUUUCCGGUCUCAUACGUCAUCCGCAGCGAGGACGACUUCUUCGAAUAUGCGCGUGGCCUCGCAGCGGAACUAGGACCGAAAGCGCGGGUGCGACCUCUGCCGCCCAGACCAAUAGCAGGAGCGAAUGGAGGUGAAUACUCUGGCUCUUUGGGUCCUCUGACUGGCAACGCAGCUCUUGCUGGAUCUCAGAACGGCCGUCGCGAUUCGAUGAGCUCCCUCCGCAGUCUCGUCACCUCAGGUUUCCGCCCGAGCCAGGCGAAUGAGGCCUCUCAGAGCGUUCUGUCGGUGCAGACAAACAAGAACACAGGCGCAGUCAAUGGCGCUGCACCAGCUUCGCCUCUUUCCCCGCGCAUGCACAGAUAUGGUGGCGGCGUUCCACCUCGUCCAAGUUUCUCGCGCACGAGAAGUACGGAUUCCUCAAGGCCUGGCUCUAUUCAUCCAGCUCAGGACACUCAAUCGGCUCACGGUCACGCUCCGCAAGCGUCUGGCACAACGGGACGAAACACGAGUCAAGUCUCUCUUGCUGGUAGUGAGCGGGCAUUGCCUCGCGGACGAAGUCAGGUGAAUGUCGCUUCACCGCCCAUCAAAGACCCUGCUCUGCCACUCUCGCCAUCUGCUGCGGAAGGCUUCGUCCAGCUUGACAACUCGAGCAAGGCGAUGAUGGGUACCACCUCGUCCAAGGGUGGUGACGGACGAGGUCGAUCACGCUUGUUCUCCAAGCGAUCUUCAUCUCGUGGUCCUUCUCCAUCAGGCUUACGAUACAAGGAGGCUGGCGGCAUUGGUCGCGACAAAUCCGCUCGCAAAGCGGCUGCCGAGGGCGAGUACAUUGCUCCGUCUGCCCAUCACGAGGCAAGAAGACAGCAUUUGCGGAGCUGGCUUCGUGAUGCCUUGGCUGUACGUGGUGCUGGACACUGCUCGGAGACUCGCCAGUUCUUGGUUACAGGCAGCUUCAGUGAUAAGGAGCUUCGGACUGGAACUAGAGCAGACCUGGAGAUGCGCCAUCGUCUGGACGAGGAAAGUCGUGGGGAACGUGAGGCAGUGGCAGCUGGCUCGGCAGAAGAGGUCAUCGAGUUGCAGGAUGAGCAGAACGCUCUUUGGCGCAGCUGCACGACUCAGCAAGGAUUUUUGGAUGCUUUUGGGGCACUUCGAACCAGUCCGACAUUCUCUGAGCUGCCACUCCCAUACCAGCGCUUAGCAUCUUGGGCCAAUCUCAAACUAGCCCACGUCCUCUAUGGCAUCUUUGUCAGCGGCAGCGAGUCUAGCAAGAACCUAAUCAGAGCUCAGGAUCUUUUCAAUGCCAUUCCGUGGCGCGGCUUGUCUUUUGCCAUGCGGGAUCCUACGGGAGUCAUGCUGCAAAGGGUGCGUGCGGCUCUGCAAGGACAAGACUUUUUGGACCGGCUACUUGCCGUGUUACUUGAAGACGGCGGGGGCAAAGGGGGCAUGCAGCUGGAGCUAGAUGACCUUCGACGCCGCUUCGGAUCGCCAGUAUACCGCAAGAUCGAAGCGUUCGUGUCCUACACUGACGCCAAGAAGCGUUUGAUCCGUUCAAGUGCGGAGUCAGCUCGCAUUCCACUCGUGGCAGCCAUUGCGCGUGGUUCAGACGCUCCGCGCCUCACCGAGGAAGGUGUCAAGCGCAUCGUGCGAGCAACUCGUGCCUGGCAGGACUUUCACGCCACAUUGCCGAACGCCAAAGACAUACAACGGGAGCUUAAGGCGAGCGUCGAUGUUCGUCUCAUUGCGGACAUGCAGCGCGCCUUGAGACUGCUUUCGCUGCGCCGAGACGCAGAGGAGAUUCGAGUUGCGUUGGAAAAGCCAGAGAUUAGAGACAUCUUUUCGGCCCUGUUUGAGCCGUUUGGUAACGCUCUCAGGCGACUGCACAAGUCGAGUGCCAAGAUGCCGGACGCUGUUGCGGAUACAAAAGAGUUCCUCGCGCGUCUACUGGACGUCGUUUCCGGCUUAAGAUCGAGAGUGCAGGAUCCUUGGAGGAGCAUCUCAACGAUUGCCACUCUACUUGACGACGCUGUGCCGGGCUGGUAUGCAUUCUUGCACUCGACAGUGACACUGCCAGACGGAAGCAACGGCGGCUCGCUCACAGAGGACAUCUUUGUCUGGCUGCACCAUUUGGCAAGACUGGCAGGCAGCGGCUGCGACGACAUCAUUGCUGCUUGGGCACCUCCGUCGCGACCCGCGUCGAUGAUGCACGAGUCCGAAGGAUCUAAGUCGCCACCUCCCGCGCCUCUUUCCGGUCCAUCGGUGCUAGACGCAUCUGCUCGAGGGGACAUCACCGAGCUAGAAGCUGCUGCGCGUCGCAAGAAGCAGGCCGAGUUUGUCGAAGCUUGCAGAUGGGCAGCAGGGGAUGUGGACGAAGCACAACCCGUUCAGGUCUUUGGAGCGGCUGGAAAGACUAGGACCGAGGCUAUCUUUGCGGACCCUAUCAAACCUGCCCCUCCCACGCCUCACUUGGAUCGUUUCAGACCUGCAUUUAGGGAUGCGCUUGCUAGGGUGCUGAGGUGAUGCUGCAUGCAUGCUCUCGACCCGAUCUGCAUUUCCCUUCCGUUCAUUUGCCCCGGAUUCGCUGCCUCUACGUGCAAAAGUAUUCUCGGAACGCAUUGGAAACUCCUCAUACCCAUUUACGCACGCAGCCUCUUGACAUGUAUGCAGAACCCCAACUGCUAAUGGUGAUGUUCGGGUUUGCACGUGCAUCUUGAUGCAGCGACACAUCACAAAAGGUGUUGC